AUGGAUAAGAUAUUCAGAGAGCAGAUAGGUCGUAAUGUGGAGGUUUAUGUGGACGACAUACUCAUCAAGUCCACCCUAGCAGUUAAUCUGAUUACUGAUGUUAAAGAAACCUACAGCGCAUUGCGACAAUAUGGAUUGAAGCUAAAUCCGUUGAAGUGCCUAUUUGGGGCUCGGGGAGGAAAGUUUUUGGGAUAUCUCGUUACUGAACAAGGAAUUCAGGCUAAUCCUGAAAAACAUUGCGACGAAGCUAUACAGUUUCAGCAUUCAUUUGUUCUUGUUUCUUAUACUGCUGGAAAAGGUCUUAGUAGUUGUAUGCAUGCCUGCUCUCACUGCUCAAUAUCAGAACUAAUUCCCAAAAUUCCAGAAUUUGCAGAAAUGGAAUUUUCAGCAUCAUUGUUAGCCAUCAAUCCUGCCCUUACAUUUAGCAUUCAUCUUCAGCAAUCCAAUUUCAGCAGGGGUUCUCCAGAAUUCCAGAUUCCAUUAUCCCAGCAGAAUUCAGUUACAAUUCCAGCAUUUUAA
Zingiber officinale is the source of this 519-nucleotide messenger RNA. RefSeq lists its product as uncharacterized. The coding region runs from base 1 to 519 and encodes 172 amino acids. NCBI's taxonomy places the organism in Eukaryota, Viridiplantae, Streptophyta, Magnoliopsida, Zingiberales, Zingiberaceae. The record is from RefSeq and is a predicted model, not a curated record. The transcript is spliced from 3 exons.